CCUGCUGGGAAGCCCGGUUGGGCUCUGAAGUUGGAGGUUUCUGGCUCUGAACAGCGAGGAAAGAGUUUUUUUUUCCUCCUAAAAUUUGGACUGCUGUCUGCACAAACUCCAGUCUGUUUUGCACGGUUUGUGUGCCUUUUUUUCCCUUUAUGCAAUCUUCUUCAGCUUUAGCAGCAGAAAUUGGUCUAGCUGAGAAAGCAAGCCCAAGGGUGGCUUCAGAAGGAAGAUGAUCCCGUGUGUUCUGCCUCUGUAUCUGAACUUUUGAAGGGGACACUCCAGCUCGAGGGAUUUUUUCUUAAAGCCUUAAGUUACUUGAAAUCUGUGUAUUUGCAGCCCUUUGUGUCUGGAAUCACAUUACACUAAACUGGAAUCUCAGGCUGAAUAAGAAGAACCAAGUGAAAAGAACACUCAGUUUCUUUAUCACCACUUGUCAACGAUGCUCUUUCUCCAAAGGGUCACCCGGCUCUUCCUCUAAGGACUUGAAAAUAAAAAUGGACCCCACGUUUUUUUUUAAGCAUUAUCUUUUCUUAGCAGACUGCCAUCAUCUUUUAUAGAGGAAUUUUUCACUAUGCAUUUGGUGGAGCUUUAUAAAAUACUGACCUUUUAAUUAGAACGAGGUCAGUUUCAAUUAAAGGGGGUCAGGCAAAACAGCGCAAGCCAACAACAGAAAUAAUACCACUCAGUGAGAGCAAUUGGUUUAAAUUUUUCGGCAUUCAGCCUUGCUCUUUAAGUAAAACGGUUCUUCCAAAAAAAGUAUGUAUGCAGCGGUGGAGCAUGGGCCUGUCCUGUGCAGCGACUCCAACAUCCUCUGCCUGUCCUGGAAGGGCCGCGUCCCCAAGAGUGAGAAGGAGAAGCCCGUGUGCCGCAGGCGCUAUUACGAGGAGGGCUGGCUGGCCACGGGCAACGGGCGCGGCGUCGUCGGGGUGACCUUCACUUCCAGCCACUGCCGCCGGGACAGAAACACUCCACAGAGAAUCAACUUCAACCUGCGGGGCCACAAUAGCGAGGUCGUGCUGGUGAGGUGGAACGAGCCAUACCAGAAGCUGGCCACGUGCGAUGCGGACGGCGGGAUAUUCGUGUGGAUCCAGUACGAGGGCCGGUGGUCCGUGGAGCUGGUCAAUGACCGAGGGGCCCAGGUGAGCGAUUUCACAUGGAGCCACGAUGGGACGCAAGCACUUAUUUCAUAUCGAGAUGGGUUUGUCCUGGUUGGUUCUGUCAGUGGACAAAGACACUGGUCGUCUGAGAUCAACUUGGAAAGUCAAAUCACCUGUGGCAUAUGGACGCCUGAUGACCAGCAGGUACUGUUCGGCACCGCCGACGGGCAGGUGAUCGUCAUGGACUGCCACGGCCGGAUGCUGGCCCACGUCCUGCUGCACGAGUCGGACGGCAUCCUCAGCAUGUCCUGGAACUACCCCGCCUUCCUGGUGGAGGACAGCAGCGAGAGCGACACCGACUCGGACGACUACUCCCCGCCCCAAGAUGGUCCGGCAGCGUACCCCAUCCCGGUGCAGAACAUCAAGCCCCUGCUCACCGUCAGUUUCACCUCUGGAGACAUCAGCCUGAUGAACAGCUACGAUGACUUGUCUCCCACCAUCAUCCAGUCGGGGCUGAAAGAGGUGGUGGCCCAGUGGUGCACGCAGGGAGACCUCCUGGCAGUUGCUGGUAUGGAGCGCCCAAGCCAGCUCAGUGACCUCUCCAGUGGCCCCCUUCUGAAGAGUGCCAUGGUCAAGUUCUACAACGUUCGUGGGGAGCACAUCUUUACCCUGGACACGCUUGUGCAACGCCCCAUUGUCUCCAUCUGCUGGGGACACCGGGACUCACGGCUGCUGAUGGCGUCGGGACCAGCCCUGUACGUGGUGCGCGUGGAGCACCGGGUGUCCAGCCUGCAGCUGCUGUGCCAGCAGGCCAUCGCCAGCGCCCUGCGUGAGGACAAGGAUGUCAGCAAGCUGGCCCUGCCCCCCCGCCUUUGCUCCUACCUCUCCACUGCCUUCACCCCCACCAUCAAGCCCCCAAUUCCAGACCCCAACAACAUGCGGGACUUCGUCAGCUACCCGUCGGCCGGCAGCGAGCGGCUGCACUGCACCAUGAAGCGCACGGAGGAUGACCCGGAGGUGGGCGGCCCGUGCUACACGCUCUACCUGGAGCACCUGGGCGGGCUGGUGCCCAUCCUCAAGGGCCGGCGCAUCAGCAAGCUGCGGCCCGAGUUCGUCAUCAUGGACCCACGGACCGACGGCCGAUCAGAUGAAAUCUACGGAAACAGCUUGAUUUCCACCAUGAUUGACAGCUGCAACUGCUCAGACUCCAGUGACAUUGAACUGAGUGAUGACUGGGCUGCCAAGAAGUCUCCCAAAAUCUCCCGAGCUAGCAAAUCACCCAAACUCCCAAGGAUCAACAUCGAGGCCCGGAAGUCCCCCAAGCUGUCGCGCGCUGCUCAGGAGCUCUCCCGCUCUCCUCGCCUGCCCAUGCGCAAGCCGUCCAUCGGCUCGCCCAGCCUGGCGCGGAGGGAGUUCCCCUUUGAAGACAUCACUCAGCACAACUAUCUCGCUCAGGUCACGUCUAAUAUCUGGGGAACCAAAUUCAAGAUCGUGGGCUUGGCUGCUUUCCUGCCAGCCAACCUCGGUGCAGUAAUCUACAAAACCAGCCUCCUGCAUCUCCAGCCGCGGCAGAUGACCAUCUAUCUCCCGGAAGUUCGGAAGAUUUCCAUGGACUACGUUAAUUUACCUGUCUUCAACCCGAAUGUUUUCAGUGAAGAUGAAGAUGACUUGCCAGUGACAGGAGCAUCUGGUGUACCCGAAAACAACCCGCCCUGUACCGUGAACAUCCCCAUUGCCCCCAUCCACAGCUCGGCUCAAGCCAUGUCCCCCACGCAGAGCAUCGGGCUGGUGCAGUCCCUGCUGGCCAACCAGAACGUGCAGCUGGACGUCCUGACCAAUCAGACCACAGCCGUGGGCGGUGCCGAGCACGCGAGUGACAGUGCCGCCCAGUACCCCGUGUCCAGCCAGUACCCCGUGUCCAGCCGCUACUCCAGCCCCGGCCAGGUGAUCUUCGGAGGCGUGGAGGUGGGCCGCGGCCUCCCCAACCCGCCUCAGCUCUCCCUGCCGCCGCCGGCCCAAGGGGCCAUCCAGCUGUCCAUGCUGGACCACAGCGACCGAGACCACGAGCAUCUGCAGAAGCCAGCCAAGGCCCUGCGGCCGGUGCCCCAGUUGGCCACCGAGGGGGAUGCGGUGGUGUUCAGUGCCCCCCAGGAGGUCCAGGUGGCCAAGAUGAACCCCCCGCCCCCCUACCCCGGAACCAUCCCUGCUGCCCCUACCACGGCGGCACCGCCGCCCCCGCUGCCGCCCCCACAGCCCCCGGUGGACACGUGCUUGAAGAAGGGCGACUUCUCUCCAUACCCCACAGCGGCACACUACCAGCCACCCCUGGGCUACGAGCGGAUCACAACUUUCGACAGCAGCGGCAACGUGGAGGAGGUGUGCCGGCCCCGGACGCGGAUGCUCUGCUCGCAGAACACCUACACGCUGCCCGGCCCGGGCAGCUCGGCCACGCUGAGGCUCACGGCUACCGAGAAGAAGGUCCCGCAGCCAUGUACCAGCGCCACCCUGAACCGCCUGACAGUCCCGCGCUACUCCAUCCCCCCGGGGGACCCGCCACCCUACCCCGACCUCGCCGGCCCGCUGGGCCCCAGCCGGGGCGUGGGGCAGAGGCCAGACGGCGGCCUCAUCCACGCCACGCUGCGCAGGAACAACCGCGAGGCGGCUCUCAGGGCGGCGCAGCUGGCGGAGCCCCCGCGGCCGCCACCGCACCCGCCCAAGCCCAAGGGCGCAGCGCCCUUCCCCGCGCGGCCACCGCCCACGCUCUACACCUGCAGCCAGUGCAGCGGUGCAGGGGGCGCGGCGGGCCGGCCCGACCCGGGGGCGCAGCCAGGCGCCAGCCUGGCACACGCGGCCAGCACCUCUCCGCUGACCUCCCAGUCGUCCUACAGUCUCCUGGGCGCGGCUGAAGGCGCCCGAGAGCGUGCCGACUACGUGAACUCGGCCUUCACGGAGGACGAGGCGCUGGCCCAGCACUGUCCGGCCGACAAGCCGCCAAGGCACCCGGCGCUGGGCGAGGCCGCUGUGGCCGUUAAGCGGUCACCCCCUUACCAGUGGGACCCCGUGCUGGGGGAGGACGUGUGGGUCCCUCAGGAAAGGACAGCCCAGAGCACGGUGCCCAACCCCCUGAAACUGCCCCCUCUGAUGGUGGGUCCAAGCCAGCACCUGGACGUGUCCCGAGUGCCCUUCGUCUCCCCCAAGGCUCCCACCAGCCCUGCUGCCACUUUCCAGCCUGGCUAUGGGAUGGGGGUGCCCUACCCGGCCGGCUACAGCACCUCCCCACUGCCGGGGGUACAGGCUCCCUGCUCCCCGAAAGAUGCCCUGGCCCCAGCGCAGUUUGCCCAGCAGGAGUCCACUGUGGUUCUGCAGCCCGCCUACCCGCCCAGCCUGGCCUACUGCACCCUUCCCCCCAUGUACCCGGGAAGCAGUGCCUGCUCCAGUUUACAGCUACCCCCUAUCGCCUUGCACCCUUGGAACUCCUACAGCGCCUGCCCGCCAGUGCAGAACCCCCAGGGCACUCUCCCCCCCAAGACACACUUGGUGGUGGAGAAGCCCCUGGUGUCGCCCCCGCCCACCGACCUCCAAAGCCACCUGGGGACAGAGGUGAUGGUGGAGACCGCAGACAACUUUCAGGAAGUCCUCUCCCUGACAGAGAGCCCGAUCCCCCAGCGGACAGAGAAAUUCGGGAAGAAGAACCGAAAGCGGCUGGACAGCCGGGCAGAGGAGGGCAGUGUUCAGGCCAUCACCGAGGGCAAGGUGAAGAAGGAGGCUCGGACGCUGAGCGACUUUAAUUCCCUCAUCUCCAGCCCCCGCUUGGGGAGGGAGAAGAAGAAAGUGAAGAGUCAGAAAGACCAGCUGAAGUCGAAGAAGCUGAAUAAAACGAAUGAGUUCCAGGACAGCUCAGAGAGCGAGCCAGAGCUCUUCAUCAGCGGAGAUGAGCUGAUGAACCAGAGCCAGGGCAGCAAGAAGGGCUGGAAGAGCAAGAGGAGCCUGCGGGCGGCCAGCGAGCUGGAGGAGUUCAAGUGCAGGAAGGCCAGCGAGAAGGAGGACGGCAGGCUGGGCAGCCAGGGCUUCGUGUAUGUCAUGGCCAACAAGCAGCCGCUCUGGAAUGAGGCCACCCAGGUGUACCAGCUGGACUUCGGGGGGCGGGUAACCCAGGAGUCGGCAAAGAACUUCCAGAUCGAGCUGGAGGGGCGGCAGGUGAUGCAGUUCGGGAGGAUCGACGGCAGCGCGUACAUCCUGGAUUUCCAGUACCCCUUCUCUGCCGUGCAGGCCUUCGCAGUCGCCCUGGCCAACGUGACUCAGCGCCUCAAGUGAGGGGGCUGGUAUGGGCAGGAGAGAGAGGCCUGAACUGACAGAGCCCCACGGCCUCGGGGUCCGGGGCCCAGAAGAUGAGGGCAGAACUGGAAACAUCUCUCAGGCCCAGGAGAGGGCACUGACCUUUCGUCGUUAUUUGUUUGGGUUUUUACUAUCCAUUAUUGUCUUUUUUUUUUUUUUCCUUCUUUUUAAACAAAAGUAAGAUACAGGAGAAUGGCAUUUGGAACCAAAGGGUGUGAGGCAGCUGGUGGUGCUUGGGAAGCAAGGCUGCUGUGGGAAUGGAUGUCCUCCUGGGUUUGUUUCUGUCGGCCACAGGCCGGGGGGCCCUUCCAAGGGAAGGUCAGCCGGCCUCCUGCCUGGUCGUUUUCCUCCUCUACAACGUCCAGCUUUUAUUAUUCCUCCAACAUCACCACUAGCGUAAAAAAAAAAACAACCUUUGAAGAAAAACUCAACCGAAGAAUCCUGAAGGUACAGGUUCUCUUGGUGGGGCACCGUUUAAUUCACACGUUAUGUUAUUCCCCACCCCCUGAGGUGACUUGAUUAAUGAAGGGUAUUUUGGCAAAUGCACUGUGUUUGACUAAUAAAAGGAGGCUUUUUUCCCGGGGGGUGCUGUUGCCAGGUAUAAAAGGAUGUGCUCGUGAGCUGACAGGGAAGGAUGACAGGAGGAAGGGACUCCUGCGGGUGUGUGCGAGGUCCAAGGGCCACACUCAACAGCACAUUUACAUUGACGCCUCCAUUAGAUCCCCAGUGUGUCAGAAUUCCGUCGGCUCAGCGAUCCUUCCGGCUGAUCAAGCUCCCCACGUGGUGGGGGCCACGGUUUCCUGGGCUGCAGGGAUGUGUCACUAGAGGCCAAGAAGUGGGGCUUCCCUCCCUCUCCCGCUCGCACCGUGGGAUCUGGGAACCCCAGCCGACACAGUAUUUUUCCCGUUAGAUAACACUGUUCUGUACUUUUUCUUCCUAAAAAUGCUGACAGCACUGAUUUGAAAGUACUCCUUUCCUCUUUGGGGCUGUAUUAAAAUUCAGUUGGCUAGAGACGUUUUCCAACAGAUUAGAAAUGUAACAAAAAAGAAAAGAUGUUAGGCACUUGCCAGGGUGUGAAAAGAUACAGUUAUAAUCAGUUCUUUGACAAGAGCCCCACCAACUUCUCUAGGGGGGAAAAAUUGUUUAUUAACUGUACAGACUGUUUACUGAGAUGAUAAACCACUGGGAGAACAUGGUUAAAGUUACAGAACCUACCGAAGUUCCUUGACUGUUGCUUGCAACAACAAAAUUGUUGCAACAAUUGCAACAGCAAAAAUCCAGAGAUUAUCUUUCCCCAUCUCCCUCUCCUAGGGGACUUGCUGGGCCAUAUUCAGCCCUGCUCAUAACAUGACCCAGUUCAUGUUUUUGGUUACUCGUAUCUGUGAGAGUAGGGCAGGAACACAGGAACUGUCUGCUGGUUUAGGGCCCUAAACGUGGAUUUUGUUUAAAAAGAAACAAGUGGAAGAUACUGCAAAAACAUAUUUUCAAAAUAAAAAAAUUGGUUUUCAGUCUUCUGUUUUAGUUUAAAAAUUGGGAAGGAAACAGGCCCACUGAAAGAUGACAUCCCCUUAGCAUUUUCUCCAGACCCUGAAGAAACACAGGUGAGGUUUUAAAUAUGGUGAAGGCCGUCUCCCCGCUAUUACCAGAGGUUCCCAUAUUUUGAAAUAUUGAGCCUGAUUCUUUGGUGGGUAAAUUUUUCCAGAAAGAAUUUAGCUGUGUACUCAGAAUUACAUAAUUCUUUUAUAUGAGUUUGUGUAGCUUAAUAUGAUGUUUCAGUGCUUAUUAUCAGUUGUGCAAUAAUGGUUAGAGCCUAUUUCUAAAUAAUU
Budorcas taxicolor (takin) is the source of this 7255-nucleotide messenger RNA. RefSeq names its product TUB like protein 4 (gene TULP4). Gene Ontology annotation, molecular function: protein binding. The record is from RefSeq and is a predicted model, not a curated record. Bases 756 to 5408 code for a protein of 1550 amino acids. The transcript has 14 exons. NCBI's taxonomy places the organism in Eukaryota, Metazoa, Chordata, Mammalia, Artiodactyla, Bovidae.